AGGGGCGGAGCGGGCGCCGGCAGAGCGCGGCGCGGGGCUGGCGGCGAAGGUCCGCGGCGGAAUCGCCGUAGCUGCCGCUGCCGAAGACCCCCCACCCGGGCCGGCAGCCCCCGCAGACCCACCUUCCCGGUGCGCGGCGGCUCCGCUGCUUCCCUCCAGAGGAGGUCGGGCUCCCCGCUCUCCGGACCCGCCUGGCGACCUCGCCUCCGGCGGGGCGGGCGGCCGCGGCGCCCGGGGCAUGGCUUCGGCGGGCAGCGGCAUGGAGGAGGUGCGCGUGUCGGUGCUGACCCCGCUGAAGCUGGUCGGGCUGGUGUGCAUCUUCCUGGCGCUGUGUCUGGACCUGGGGGCCGUGCUGAGCCCGGCCUGGGUCACGGCCGACCACCAGUACUACCUGUCCCUGUGGGAGUCCUGCCGGAAACCCGCCAGCUUGGACAUCUGGCACUGCGAGUCCACGCUCAGCAGCGGGAAUCAUCAUCCAGGGACCUGCCAGAGACCACAAGAAAACAUGGGGAGGAUUUUCCUCACAGGAGAAAAAGCCAAUUCAGUAUUGAAACGCUACCCAAGAGCUAAUGGACUUUUUGAAGAAAUAAGACAGGGCAACAUUGAACGUGAAUGCAAAGAAGAAAUCUGCACAUUUGAAGAAGCAAGAGAAGCUUUUGAAAAUAAUGAGAAAACUAAGGAGUUUUGGAACACCUACACAAAAGCCCAACAAGGAGAGAGUAACCGAGGAAGUGACUGGUUUCAGUUUUACCUUACCUUUCCAUUAAUCUUUGGCCUCUUCAUUAUCCUUCUUGUCAUUUUCCUAAUUUGGAGAUGCUUCCUCAGAAACAAAACUCGCAGACAGACAGUAACUGAAGGCCACAUUCCUUUCCCUCAGCACCUUAAUAUUAUCACUCCGCCUCCCCCACCAGAUGAAGUGUUUGAUAGCAGUGGAUUGUCACCAGGCUUCCUGGAAUAUGUAGUUGGGCGCUCAGAUUCUGUCUCCACUCGCCUAUCCAACUGCGAUCCUCCACCCACCUAUGAGGAAGCCACUGGCCAGGUGACCCUCCAGAGGAGUGAAACAGAACCUCAUUUAGACCCACCCCCAGAGUAUGAGGACAUCAUCAAUUCCAACUCAGCCAGUGCCAUUGCCAUGGUGCCUGUGGUCACCACCAUCAAAUGAAACUGUAACCUUUUUACUAUAAUCAUUUUUAAAAUACUAAUGAAAGAACUUUCUAGCACUUUACCACUACAUAAAUGUGCAUUGACUUAUUGUAUUGGACUCUGACAGCAUACCACUUCACAUUUUCUGAUUUGAUUUUCAUUAGAUUUGUUUCCGACUAUAAAAUCAUUAUCCAUGCUCAUUUUUGCUAAUCAAAAUAUGUGAAGAGGGAAAAACAUAUUAGUGGAGGUCUUUAUGUGAUGUGAUGAGGUACACAUAUGUGUGUAUGUAUUUCUAUGCAUACAUAUGUGUAUGCACAUCAGCCCAGUAUAUGUGCAAGUGUCUUAAAAAGCCAUUAACUUCUGUCUAAAUCACCUAUAAAGAGAACAUUACUCACCAAAAUAAGGCAGGGGGGGGACAGCAACAACUUGUACCAUAGCCAGCCACAUGCUGUUGAAUUUUGAAAAUAAGAUGAACUUAGUAUGUUUUCUAAUUCUUACUGGCUUUUGUUAACCUUUUUCUUCAGCUACCUUAAAAAAUGCAUGUAAUCCACCUUGAUUUUAGAAACACCUCAAAAGGAGAGAGGGAAGGCACAAUAAAUGAUAAUUUACUUAUAGUAUAUAGCAAGAAUACCAUUGGUCAUUAGUGGCAUUUGGGUAGUUUGGAGGAAUGAUUUUGUUAUUGUUGACUGCCUUCCCCUUAACUCCUAAAAUUAAACACUGUUUGCUUAGUGUCUGAAUAGCUCAUGCUAUUUGUAUUAACAUCUUGGUUAAAUACAGAGAGGAUCUCCUGGCAGCAGGAUAGUUUCUAGUUAUAUGUAUUAAUGACAGGGAAGAGAUACAGAUUUCUCAUUUGCGACCAUAAUUAUUUUCUUUUUGCUGUUUCAGUGCCUUUUACUCUACUGUCUACUCCUUCUCUUACCACCACAGAAUUUGUAAGAACCCAAGAAUUUAGUAAAAAUCUUGAAAUUAUCUUCUUAGUUUUUAUAUAGACUGAAGUCUUUGCUUCAAGAUGAUUAGGAGGCGUUUUCCAUUAAAUUAAGAACUAUGAUUUUUAUAUUGCUCUCCAAUUGGUGGAGGAAGAUUGCAAAGUCUGUUGUGCCAGGUGCACAUAGUUUCACAUAUUUUCAUUGUUGCUAUUUCAUUUUGUAUUUUCAUCAAAUUUUUUAAAGUGCAGGAUAUUUACUUUGCUCUUGGAGUAAAGGGAACAGGCUAUGAAUGAACUGCCAACAGAAACUGGUGCAGAAAGGAAAAGAGGGCUGUUCCAUUAAUAUAGGCACUGAUGGAAAAUUCAUUCUGUUGGUCAGGGAAAUAUCCCUGCCACUCCCAAGCCUCCUUAGUGUUGGAUAAAAUGGUUAAUGAAGCAGAAGGAGUACAGGUUUUGUAAGUGUCAGUCAUAUCCUGCCACCUCCAUCUCCAUCCCUACAGACCGCCCCCCUCCAGUCCUUCCCUGGAACCCAAGGAAGGAGGAAUGCUGGGGGGAAACCCUGAACCAGGAGUCAGAUGACCCGAAUUCUAAUCCUGUUCUCUAAAAAAGGUACUUGCCCUGGUACCGUGGGAAAGACCCAUAUCUACACCUCAGAUUCUUGAACUCUGAAACGGAUAAUGUCAUUUAUCCUGCCCUUCUCCAGGGGCUUUAAAAGGAUCUAAUGAGAUGGUGUGUAUGAAAAUAAUUCUUUAGAUGUGAAGAGCUGUCUGCGUGUAAGGUCAUAGCAUUGCUCUUAUUGUGCUUAAGGGAGAAUUUUCUCCCUGUUUUCCUAAAAUUUAUCAGAGGUUUCACAUAGUGAGAAGUAGAGUAGACUGAUCCAUAAAUGGCUAACAUGUUCCUGAUCCGAGUGUCUUGCUAUUAAACUUCUGUCACUCUGGUCUAUCCCAGUGCUGUGCCAAUUUAAGAGACGACAGCCAGCUUAUCACAAACAGGAUUAAGAAGAUAUUGGAAAGGAAACUAAGAUGUAUGUGUUUAAGAUGUAUGUAGUUAAUAGGUUUCAUAUCUUUCCUGAACUAAGAAUUAAUAAAUCUUGACCCUCAUCUCAGUAGAAAUGACAAUAUUAAUUUGAAUUUGGCCAUGAGCACAUGGUAACUUUUGGCUUCUAGUUGUAGCUGAAAGUGGGAGUGUUUGAUCCAGUGACG
This is a messenger RNA of Acinonyx jubatus (cheetah), 3270 nucleotides long. RefSeq names its product proline rich and Gla domain 1 (gene PRRG1). The record is from RefSeq and is a predicted model, not a curated record. Gene Ontology annotation, molecular function: calcium ion binding. Bases 239 to 1162 code for a protein of 307 amino acids. The transcript has 4 exons. Gene Ontology annotation, cellular component: extracellular region. Lineage: Eukaryota; Metazoa; Chordata; Mammalia; Carnivora; Felidae.